AACGGCUCUAUGCCACUGCUUUUAAACUAAGCAUCCAUUUACAAACUCUUCUCAUUUUCCUCUUCCAACAAAAGAAACCCAUCAAUGGCAUAUAAAUGUUCUUCUUCUCGCCUUACCCCCUCUGCCCCUUUCUUUAGCCAUGUCUCCAACAAACGUGAACCAUUUUCUUUCUUCUACAAACCACCCACGAGCAAUAUCAUCCCCUGCUGCACCACAUAUGAUUCUCCCUCCUCCUCCUCCUCAUCGUCGUCGCCGGCAGCCUCCUAUAACCCUCUUAAUCGCAGGCCGUUCGGUGGAGCUUCUUCUCCUGAAAUUUCCCGCCACUGGGUUGAAGCUGAUCAACCAAAUGCAUACCAAGGUGAACGGUUUACUGUUGUGUCAUAUAAUAUAUUAGCAGACAGAAAUGCUUUGAAACACAAGGAUUUGUACACAGAUGUUAACCCUCUUUAUCUGAAGUGGGCACAUAGGAAAAAGCUUAUUUGUGAUGAAUUAAUUGGAUUAAACCCUGAUAUCAUUUGUUUGCAAGAGGUGGAUAAGUAUUUUGAUUUAUUGAUGGUUAUGGAGAAAGCUGGAUAUGCUGGUACUUUCAAGGGACGAACAGGAGGUAAUGUUGAUGGUUGCGCCAUGUUCUGGAAAGCUGAUAAAUUGCGUUUAUUAGAAGGAGAAAGCAUUGAAUUCAAGGCACUUGGUCUUCGGGAUAAUGUUGCCCAACUCUCUGUUUUUGAGACUUGCAAAGCUGAACCAAGAAGAUUAUUGGUUGGUAACAUCCAUGUGCUUUAUAACCCGAGUCGAGGAGAAGUUAAAUUAGGUCAAAUUCGUAAUCUUUUGUCAAGGGCGCAGAUCCUUGCAGAGAAAUGGGGUGAUGUACCAGUAAUUCUUGCUGGUGAUUUCAAUAGUACUCCUAAGAGUCCAAUAUACGAGUUCUUUGCUUCAUCUGAGCUAGAUGUAAUGUUAUACAGCAGAAGAGAGAUGUCUGGACAAAGGAAUUGUCACCCUCCCCAAGUUUUUGGUGUUGAGAAAGAAAUGAGCAAUCCGUUAUCUUUGAUGGAAGGAUUUCUGAACUGCUGGAGUGACGAGGAGCUUAAAACUGCAACUGGCGACAGCAACUAUAAUUUAGUUACACAUGCUUUGAAGCUUAAGAGCUCCUAUGCCACAGUCAAGGGAUCUACAAGAACAAGGGAUUUAACUGGAGAACCAGUAGCAACUUCCUACCACUCAAAAUUUCUUGGCACGGUUGACUAUCUAUGGUAUUCAGAUGGUGUUGUACCUAUUCGAGUUCUGGACACUUUAUCAUUUGAUAUACUCAGGAAGACAGGAGGCCUUCCAUCCAAGGAGCUGGGAAGCGACCACUUGGCUUUGGUUUCUGAGUUUGUGUUUAUUCCCGGCGCCAGCGAAGGCAGCCACCUCAUCACUGACGAAUUGACCUGAAGUUUACAUUAUUAAGUGAAAUUUUAAUUAUAAAUUCUUUUUAACACAAUGAGUUUUUUUAGAGGAAUUUACACCAUUUAUCAAAAAAAUAAAAAUAAUUUAAAAAAUACCUAUUGACUUUUUUCA
Molecule: messenger RNA, 1554 nt
Organism: Mercurialis annua (annual mercury)
Lineage: Eukaryota; Viridiplantae; Streptophyta; Magnoliopsida; Malpighiales; Euphorbiaceae
Product: carbon catabolite repressor protein 4 homolog 3
Exons: 13
Coding region: 85-1428 (447 amino acids)
Molecular function (GO): 3'-5'-RNA exonuclease activity
Source: RefSeq, a predicted model, not a curated record